Molecule: messenger RNA, 756 nt
Organism: Spathaspora passalidarum NRRL Y-27907
Lineage: Eukaryota; Fungi; Ascomycota; Pichiomycetes; Serinales; Debaryomycetaceae
Gene: GNA1
Product: glucosamine 6-phosphate N-acetyltransferase
Exons: 1
Coding region: 103-573 (156 amino acids)
Biological process (GO): UDP-N-acetylglucosamine biosynthetic process
Cellular component (GO): endoplasmic reticulum; Golgi apparatus; endoplasmic reticulum-Golgi intermediate compartment
Molecular function (GO): glucosamine 6-phosphate N-acetyltransferase activity; monosaccharide binding
Source: RefSeq, a predicted model, not a curated record
UAUUCUGAUAUCGACUGGGAUUUCCUAUUGCAGACACUCAUUUCACUUACAAGCGAGCAAUUACAAGACACCUUUUUACACACACACACACAUACACACGUCAUGACUAACGAAAUCAAUACUUUGCCUCAAGGGUAUACAUUCAGAAGAUUAAAAGUAACCGAUUAUUCCAAUAACUACUGUGAAACCUUGAGAGGGUUGACUACUGUCGGUAAUAUCUCAUCAGAACAAUUUGAAGACUUGUUUAACCACUGGACUUCCUUGCCAGAAAUAUAUCGUCCACAUGUUAUAACAGACACCAAUGGAAAAGUCGUGGCUACCGGGAUGCUCUUGGUUGAAAGGAAAUUAAUCCAUGAAUGUGGAUUAGUUGGCCAUAUCGAGGAUAUUUCAGUAUAUGAAACUGAGCAAGGUAAGAAGUUGGGUAUUUAUUUAGUUACAAGUUUGGCCAAACUUGCAAAGGAAGCUGGUUGUUACAAAGUUAUUUUGGAUUGUUCGGAAGAAAACAUUGGUUUCUACACCAAAUGUCAGUUUAAGGUUUGUGGAGUUGAAAUGACCCAACGUUUUUCCAACUGACAAUUAACCCUCAAAUUAUAAUAGUGUACACUAAUAGGAGCAAGUUCAUCAACACGAGAGAAAACAUACAAAAAUCAAAUAAACAAACAACCAAAACACAAACCUGUAUAGUAUUGUAAUUUGAUCGUUUUCAAGUAAAGUUAAUGAAUAUAUUUAACUAAUACAUAUCUAUCAUAUCUUUUC